AUGGCGGACGACGAUCGAGAACAUCGCAGUAAAGAUCGAGACCCGCGGCAGCAUUUUGGAGACGCCAAGAACGCUGGAAGUGAGGGCCUAGCGAAAGCGAGAGAGGCAGCUCAAGCUCUGAGCCAGGGCCUUGGAGCAGCUCUCGGGAUAGCAAAGGACGACGCACAGGAGAGCUACUCUGGAGCCAAAGAGAAAACAAAGUCAGCAUACGAGAACGUCAAGAGCAAGGCCAAGGAGCAAAAGAUAGCAGCACAGGAAACUAUUGGGGAGGGACAAGAGCGAGCCAGGAAUCUCUACGAGAAUGCAAAGAUCAAGGCUAGCGAGAAGAAGGUGGCGGCGCAGGAGAGCAUUGGGGAGGGACAAGAGCGAGCCAGCAACGCUUACGAGAAUGCAAAGAACAAAGCCGGCGAGCAAAAGGUGGCCGCACAGGAGAGGAUUGGAGAGGGACAAGAGCGGGCCAGAAGUGCUUACGAGAGCACGAAGAACAAGGCCAGCGAGCAAGCGGCAGCGGCACACCAGGCAGCACGGGAAGCCGAGGAGAGACGGGGCGGAGAAGGAGAAGGCUGGUUUCAGCGAGGAUUUCUCCUGGCAGCGUAUGACAAAGCAGCCGAGGCGAUCUCGUCGGCUACGUCAAAACCCGAGGGAGGAAGCAUAGGACACGAAGACGCUGCUGAGCGAGGCAAGCAAGUCGCAGGAGACGCUGCGGGGAAAGCGAAAGAGACUUCUCACGAAACCAAGAACAAAGGCCAGCAAGCAGUGGAAGGAAACAAGCAACUGUCAAGAGAUGCCGCAGACAAAGCAAAGGAGACUUCUAACGAGGCAAAGCACAGAGGUCAGCAAGCCGUGGAUCAAACGUCCAAAGAAGCUAGAGAGGCUUCUCACGAAACAAAGCAAAAAGGCGAGCAAGUACUGGAUCAAACGAAAGAGAAAGUUGGCAGUCACGCGGACGAAGCAAGACGCACAGGACGUCAGGUUGCGGAUGAAGCGAGAGAGAAAGGGAACGAAGGCAAAGGUUUCCUCCAAUCCAUGGCAGAUUCUGUAGCUGGAUUUGUGACGGGUGAAUCCGAACAAGGACGGGAGUUUAGAGGCAAAACCAGAAGCACUAUCGACGAAACGAAGCAAAAAGCCCAAGACACUGCAAGUGGAGUGUCACAGAAAGGCCAAGAGUAUGGCGAUCAAGUGAAGCAGAAAGUGGACGAGGUUAGCAACAAAGGCCGACAAGUAGCUCACGAUGCACGGGAUAAAAUGCAAGACAUGAAAGAGAGAGGACAAGGUACAGCCAGUGAUCAAGUUCACGAAGAGAAAGGUUUUUUGCAGUCCAUCACAGACUCAGCAACUGCGUUUCUUUCGGGUGAAUCAGAGGAAGGACGGGAGAUCCGGGACAGAAUGAAGGACACCGCUGAUAGAACAUCGCAGGCAGCUCGGGAGAAAGGCCAAGAGUUUGGUGAUCAGGCGAGGCAAAAAGCCGACGACACGAGCAACAAGGGACGACAGGUAGCUCACGAUGCAAGAAAUAAAAUGCAAGAAACGAAGGAGAGAGGACAAGGUACAACCAGUGAUCAAGUAUACGAAGAAAAAGGUUUUUUGCAGUCCAUCACAGACUCAGCAAGCUCGUUUCUUUCGGGUGAAUCAGAGGAAGGACGGGAGAUCCGGGAUAGAAUGAAAGACACGGCCGAUAGAAUGUCUCACGAUGCUCGGGAGAAAAGCAAGCAGGCUGCGGAUAAAACGAGGGAGAAAGCCGACGAGACCAAACAAAAGUCUCACGAGAUGGCUGAUGCGACGAGAGGUAAAGCUCAAGAGGAGAGGGGAUUCAUGCAGUCCAUAACCGACUCGGUCACUGCGUUUGUCACGGGUGAACCAGACAAGGGACGAGAGAUGCAGGAGAAAACCAGGGGAAAAGUUGAUGAAACGAAGCAGAAGGCUCACGAGACCUCGGGUGAAGCUCAACGAAAGGGCCAGCAGUUCGCCGAUCAGUCGAAACAAAAAUCUCAAGACGUGAAAGAGAGAGGACAAGAUAUGGCUGAUGCAGCAAAAUGUGAGGCUAGACAAGAGAAGGGAUUUAUGCAAUAACUGACCGUGCUUGUCUCUGGAGAAUCAGACAAAGGACGAGAAAUGCAAGACAAAACGAGAAGCACAGCCGAUGAAGCCAAGCAAAAAGGCCGAGAAACUUCGAAUGAGGCUCGAGAAAAAGGAGAGCAUGUUGUCGAUCAAGCAAGAGGAAAGUCGGGACACCACGCUGCUGAGGCUCGGGACAAAGGUCGACAAUUUGCUGACCAGUCGAAGCAAAAAACUCAAGACGUGAAAGAGCGAGGACAAGAGAUGUCUGAUGCAACGAGAGGUAAAGCGCAAGAGG
This is a messenger RNA of Selaginella moellendorffii, 2353 nucleotides long. Its product is annotated as late embryogenesis abundant protein At3g53040-like. Bases 1 to 2070 code for a protein of 689 amino acids. Lineage: Eukaryota; Viridiplantae; Streptophyta; Lycopodiopsida; Selaginellales; Selaginellaceae. The transcript is spliced from 2 exons. The record is from RefSeq and is a predicted model, not a curated record.